Molecule: messenger RNA, 1137 nt
Organism: Cherax quadricarinatus
Lineage: Eukaryota; Metazoa; Arthropoda; Malacostraca; Decapoda; Parastacidae
Source: RefSeq, a predicted model, not a curated record
AUGGGGUCACAGAAACAAAGAGGUAAUCAAGUAUAUUCUAAGAAAGGAGACGAACAGGUGUCGGGAGCAGGUGAGAGGAGCCAGGUACCGGGAGCAGGUGAGAGGAGCCAGGUACCGGGAGCAGGUGAGAGGAGCCAGGUACCGGGAGCAGGUGAGAGGAGCCAGGUACCGGGAGCAGGUGAGAAGAGCCAGGUACCAGCACACAAGCGUCAAUCAGUACAGUAUUCCACGCUGGUAGGACCGUCAUUUGUCAACGCCAGCGUGCACGCCUACGCCCACGCCCCCGUAGGCCAGACAGCUUACCUCACCUGCGUGGUUAGAAACCUCCAUAACUACACUGUCUCGUGGGUGAGAGCAAGAGACAUACACCUGCUGACAGCUGGCAAGACUACCUACACCUCAGACCACAGGUUCGUGGGUGUUAACCCAGGGGGCGGGGAGCAGUGGGUACUGAGGCUGCACCACGCAAAGCCCACGGACGCUGGCAUGUACCUCUGUCAAGUGUCCGUUACUCCACCCAUCUCCACGUCCGUCACUCUCCUUGUAACAGAAGCGGCCGCCAGGGUGUCGCCAGGGAGGGAGAUCUUCCUGAAGGAAGGCAGCCGUCUGGUGUUGGUGUGUGAGGUCCGUGGCUGCCCUUACCCUGCCCACCCCACCUGGUACCGUGGCAGCCAGCUCCAGGAUGGAACACAGGUGGAGGAGGGUCAGGUAACUGCUACCUCGUCAACGCCACCUCCAGACUCUUCAACUUCCUCCACUGCACCUCCGUCCACGUCAACCACUUAUGAAGCAUCACAGCCGCCUUCCACGCUAUCUGCCCUUACGCCCACGCCCACGCCCGCGCUCACCACCUCCACCCCGGCCUCUACCACCACGCCCACGCCUAUAGGUCUGCCCAUAGCCAAAGUGACGCUCACGCGCCCACAAGCUAAGGUGGCCCACGCUGGCGUGUACACAUGUAUGAACUCCUGCACGCCUCCUGUCAAUCUCACACUCCACGUGCUUAUAGGUGACGAGGAGACGGCUGCCAUGCAGCACCUCAGCGGGUCGUUGAGCCUGGCUCCGGCAGGGGGCGCCAGCGGCUUGUUACUGGUGGCAGCGGUGACAUCCUGGAGGUGGCACAAGAUGGCAUCGUGA